Temnothorax curvispinosus is the source of this 1190-nucleotide messenger RNA. Its product is annotated as BLOC-1-related complex subunit 8 homolog. The coding region runs from base 537 to 1061 and encodes 174 amino acids. Gene Ontology annotation, cellular component: BORC complex. The record is from RefSeq and is a predicted model, not a curated record. Lineage: Eukaryota; Metazoa; Arthropoda; Insecta; Hymenoptera; Formicidae. The transcript is spliced from 2 exons.
GAGUUUUCAGUAUCGACUGCGAGAGAUAAAACGGAAUUUUAUUGUUACAACAAAAAAGUAGAUGCCGAUCAUUUGUUGAUCAUGCGUCUCCUUCGAUUCACAAACGAUAAUAAAAUUAAUAAAAUUAUCGCUGCGUAAGUGUAAAAAGUGCAAGUGCGGAAGUAUAAAGUGCCGAAGGAGUCGCUACACGUUGACGAUCAGCUGAUCGUGACAGUCGCCCAAUUGUUAACUGUGAUGAAUGAACGCGAGUGAUUCCGUCGCUUCGAUUUUAGGUUCGAAUUUAGAAGAAUCUUGGCAAGAGGGAAAGAUAAAAAAAACGCGGAGCAGCGCAUCCCGAAAGGAACGGAUGUUUAUUUUUAGAGGAGUACCACACCGCGACCUGUGACGACCCUGAUAUGUUUCACGUGACGCGGGUCAAGGCGCGGUAUUGUUAGAGGGUUAAUAUUUACAUCUCUCGAGAUGUCGAACUGACGCUCCGCGUGAUAUAUUUAUAACUGCAGACUUUUGAUCGCCCGAUGCGAUAAAUCUGGUAAGCGAUGGCCGCCAAAGUGUAUCAACCCGAUCAGGAGCUGGAAACGAAAGUUAAAAAAGCGACGGAGCGGAUAUCGGAGAACAUGCACAUCGUCGCGAACGAGCCGUCGCUCGCGUUUUACAGGCUGCAGGAACACGUGAGGAAGGCGCUGCCGCCGAUGGUGGAGAAGCGCGUGGAGGUGCUGGCGCUGCAGCAACAGCUGCUGGGCAGGUGCUACGACGUGGAGUACGCGGUCAGCGCGAUCCGUACGAUGCACGGCGCCGGGAAGAGCUUCGAGAAUACCCUGGAGUUCAUCAAGAACGCGAUAUUCUUCAAGCAGCAGCUCAAGUACGAGGAGCAGAGGCGGCACAAGAAGGACGGCAGCCGGGACUCCGUCUACAAGAGGCUGUCGGCGCACAUCCCGACGUUGGACCACCUGCCGGACGAGAUAUCCGACGUGGUGCGGGAAACGGCGAACCGCGUCGAGUCGAUGAUGAAUCACGCCCGACACUCGGGCGAGACGCAACGAUCGGCCGCCACGCACAAUUAGAAGGGACGGGGCGGAGGGACGCUCGGUUUUUCUGUGAUAACAGCUCGCUCGUCCGCGAGUUUUGUACGUGUAGAUUGCGACGCCGCGUAUAUAAUAUUAUUGAUAUAAUAAACAUGACAUAAACAUUUA